CAUAACUCCACAUGGGGUAAAUCAUACAGACAGCGGUUGUCACGAUGGGCUGGAGCAAUGUAUAUAUAAAGGAUUGUUCAUAACACGACACUUUAGUUUGACCCUGCGUGCAAGCCUACAAACUGUUCAUUGGAAGGCUCCCAUCACAUCGUAACCGUUGAAGAUAAACAUGGCUGAAUCAAGAAAAUCCUGGCUUCAAUUUCUUAGUGUAAUUUUGGUUGUUCUUCUUCUACUAGAAGCAGCAGAGAGCAGGCCGCCCAAGAAAGGGAAGAAAAAGUCUCGCGCUAAGCAAUGUGGAAACGAAGGUCAUCUUUGCCAAUCAGGAUCAAGGAAGCUUUGCUGCAGCGCCGGUUUUACUUGUCACACACCUAUCUUCUCACGCAAUAAGACGAGAAAACUCAAGAGAAGAAAAAAGUUGGGAAUGUGCAAACCAAUUAAACCGCAAGAAAAAGAAAUCGACGAAUCCCAAAAGACACCAUCAUUUAGGUUUUCAACGACGAAACCAACGGUGUUCUUUCGGGCGGAAAAAAAAAACUCAAGUCCAUCUCGUGGACUUUAGACAGGAUACCCAAAUGAACACAACAUUGCCAAACCAGACCAUUACGUGGUUCUCCGCGAAGAAUAACUGGCACGAUCGACCUACAUUCUGACUUCGACUGGACAAUGCUUUCUAACUUAUUGAGACGGUGCUAUUGGCAUUAUUUAUGUUUAAAGAAUUAUUUAUAUACUUCAACAAGAAAAAUUACAACAGUAACAUAAAGGAUCAUAAACCAUUAGGUAUUUUCUAACACUAAAAAAUUUUCUAUUUAAAUUUAUUUGAUGACUUUUAAUAUACAAUUGACGUAAAGACUGAGGUAAUUUAGAAAACAAAGAAAAUACGUGGCUAAAAACUUUUUCGUGCAAGACUUUUUCCUUGUCCACACUUAUAGUGUUUUCUUUCAACCAUCCCAAUUCAUUUUGCCAGUCAUCGGUAUAUGGAGUGUUAUUGCCAUGGCUAGCAAGGAGAAGUAUCUGGUAUCGUACUGAAGAAUAGUUACAGUCUACAUGAUCAAAACAUGUUGAGUGCACUUCGCGAUAACAUGCGAGCUUUGGUGUUACAGAGACGUCAUUGAUUCGUUGCCUUCAGACAUCUUCCGCACCUCUCACGAAACACGUGAACGUAUGGUUCAAAAUGUCAUAUUCCUGAUCGUGAGCCGUGAUUGGAGGAUGCUGAGCGAUUAAGAUUGCUUCUGCUUAUAACUGUCCGCUGUGAAAAUGAUAGAAGGCAGCAUGAAACGAAAUAGCAAGUCCAAUUGACUCCAGAACCCCAGGGCUCGCAUGUUUUCGCAAAAAAAAAAAAAACUAACCAAAACAACAAAAAACAAACAAACAAAAAACUAUAUAUGCAGCUGUCACUCAU
This is a messenger RNA of Pocillopora verrucosa, 1399 nucleotides long. The record is from RefSeq and is a predicted model, not a curated record. NCBI's taxonomy places the organism in Eukaryota, Metazoa, Cnidaria, Anthozoa, Scleractinia, Pocilloporidae.